ACCGCCCACAAAAAAUCCACAGAUAUCUAUCUGUCUCCAGAUGCAAUUAUACAGUGCAACUAUAAAGAAUGGACAUAAAAUAGUGCUAUUUAUAAGGGGUGUUUUUGCAUGAAGAUCGUUGGAAAGGCUUGUUCUAGGCUACCUAGCGACAGAAACAGCAGAAGCAGAAAGAGAGGCGAGAGAGGGGUGUUGGGUAAAUGAAAGUGGGUGGGCCUACCGCGAACACACACACUACCAACUUCGAUCAGGAUACAUUUAUGCAAACGCUUGAUUUUUUCCCGUUAAUAUAAUUUACGCGCGACGGUCGUUAAAGUGUGUUUUCGGUUGGUUUUGAGGGGCGUCGGGCGCGGACAACGGACUCUUCCCUGUUAUAACGGGAGGUUUGAUUGUUGCUCGAGCUUGGUACCGCCCUUCCUGGCGGUGGGUGGUUUCGGUGCUAACCGGAGCGACGCCACAGCCCCAGCGCGAGCCAUUCGCGGAGAAAAUAGGCCGUCCUUCCCSGGUGCUUCAGCCGGCCUUUCUCCCGUAGCCUCUCCUCUCCGGUUUAUGAAUGCGUUAUGAGUGAUCAGAUGACUGAAGUGUCGGGAUCAGAAGAAGGGAAACCAGGCAAGAAAGGCAAACGUUCUGGAUCACAGGAUUCCCAGACGUCUCCCCUAGCCCUGCUGGCUGCGACCUGCAGUAAGAUAGGAGUUCAGGGAGGAGUGGAGGGACAGGUGCAGGGUGGACAGUUCCAGGGUCAUAUAGUUGUAGACGCAGCGGGUAAUCAGACUUUGGUUCAACAACAGUUGGAACUGGUUCCUGCCCAGUUCACUGGAAACGGCUGGCAGAUCAUCACUACAGCUCCCCAAAUGGCCAAGGACACUGCCAAUCAACCCGUCGCCGUGACGCUGGCCACCACUUCAGCCAAUGACAGUGCUCCGGCAGGCCGUAAGAUGAAGGCUGUGGGCGGGACUAACACCGUAGCAGCCAAUCAGCAGGUGCAGCAGCAGUUCCAGAUCAUCCAGGUGCAAAACAUGCCGUCGUCGGGGGGUGGGGUCCAAUACCAGGUGAUCCCCCACCUGCAGACGGCCGACGGCCAACAGAUCCACAUCAGCCCCCAGGCCGCAUCCCUGGGGGGCCAACAGAUCCACAUCAGCCCCCAGACUGCAUCCCUGGGGGGUCAACAGAUCCACAUCAGUCCCCAGACCGCAUCCCUGGGCGGGCAGCACAUUCACAUCAGGUGGGUGGCAGCUGGUCUAGUGCAGUGGUUCUCAAAACACUCCUCAGGGACCCCCAGAUGUUUCACAUGUAUGUUGAUGGGCAACCAGUUGUUGCAGCAGAUCCAGAUCCAGCCACAGCAGAUCACACAGGCCCAGAUCCAGCCACAGAACCAGUUCCAGGGCCAGCAGAUUCAAACCUUUCAGUUAGGACCAGGUGGGACCCUACAGCCCAUACAAGCCUUCCAGAACCAACAGGUUCUGAUCCGGACCCCAACCCUCUCUCCGUCGGGUCAGAUCACGUGGCAGACCCUGCAGCUCCCCGGGGGAAUGUCUGUGCCCCAGCAGCUGACCCUGGCCCCUGUGGGCGGGGGGGGAUUCAUGCAGCUGGGGGGGGCUCCCCUGACACUGAGCACAGCCCAGAUCAACCCUGGGUCGGGGGUGCAGACAGUCAGCAUCUCCGGGCUGGGCACCACUGGGGUACAGAUGCAGGGGUUACCCCUCACCAUCACCGGACUACAGGGACCAGUCUAUACUGUGGAAGGUCUAAACAGUGAAAGACCAGUCUUAUACUGUGGAAAGGUCUACGGUAAGACCAGCCACCUGAGAGCUCACCUCCGCUGGCACACAGGAGAAAGACCCUUCGUCUGUAACUGGAUCUUCUGUGGCAAGAGGUUCACACGCUCGGARGAACUGCAGAGACACAGACGGACACACACAGGAGAGAAGAGGUUUGAGUGUCCAGAGUGCAGUAAGCGUUUCAUGCGUAGUGACCAUCUCUCCAAACACAUCAAAACCCACCUGAACAAGAAGGGCGGGGCUUCUCUCGCCAUCAUCACCACCGACGACAUGGAAAAUUCUAACCAGGGCUUAGGCUCCUCCCCUCGCAUCGUAACUGUGGCGACGCUCUCCCAGGACUCCGCCCCCGCCACYCCAACAGCCUCCUCGCCGAAUCAAAUGGAGGGAGAAGAGGAGGAAGAGGAGGAGUUUGAGUAGUGACCACUUCCAGUGAAAGGAAGAAGCAGGGAGGGCUGACUUCCAGGUUGGUCUCCAUGGUUACGCRGUGGAGGUCAGGUGGUAGAUWAUUUUUUAUUAUUAUUUAUUUGUUUUUUAAACGGACUCAAAGAGAAGACAAAUAUGAUAGACUGAAAAUUAUACACAGACAGAGAAAUCUGAAUCUAAACUAAUAAUUGAGUCCAACAACAGACUAAAGGUGUGAAUUUGUAGAAUGGUGUUUAUAACAGAACAGAGGUCAGGAGAAAAGGCAUUUCUGAACUCGCACUCUAUCCCCUAUAUAGUGCACUACRUUUGACCAGAGCCUUCUGAGUAGUUAUGUAGGGAAGAGAGUGUCAUUUUGGAUAGGUUUAUUAGACUAGCACAAAACAGUUGUAAAACAUCAAGAAGAGACAUUGGAUGUGUCCCAAAUGGCUAGGGUGCCAUUUGAAACGCAACGCUACAAUCUCUAU
This is a messenger RNA of Salvelinus sp. IW2-2015, 2662 nucleotides long. Lineage: Eukaryota; Metazoa; Chordata; Actinopteri; Salmoniformes; Salmonidae. The record is from RefSeq and is a predicted model, not a curated record.